This is a messenger RNA of Hydra vulgaris (swiftwater hydra), 1090 nucleotides long. NCBI's taxonomy places the organism in Eukaryota, Metazoa, Cnidaria, Hydrozoa, Anthoathecata, Hydridae. The record is from RefSeq and is a predicted model, not a curated record.
AAGUUUAUUAGAGAGGAAAACGAGGCAACUAAAAAGCUAAUUAGACAAAAAAAUCUUCAAGAAACAUUAGAAGUUGAUUCAAAUGGUAGUUUUAGUGCUGAAUCUUCAAGUUUAGAUACAACUGAAAGUGAAGAGUUUGAGGAGCAAAUACUUUGUGAAAGAAAUUAUACCGAAUUAACUAAUUUGGCCAAAGCUGCAAUAAGAUACAAAGUAAGCGAUGCUGCAGCAGCUGCAAUAGCAACAGCUGUAUUAAUUGACUACGGAAUAGUAAGUAAGAGUAAAAAAUCUCAGAUAGUGACAGAAUAUAAGGUAUUUUGUGAAAAAGAACGAGUGGCUAAAUCAAUUGACACUACGCAUCGUCAAAAAGUUUUAGAAAUAAAGGUAAUUGGUGUUGAUAGCAAGAAAGACAAAAAUUCAUUAGUUCAUGUCAUGAAAUACCAAAGCAAUGGGGACCCUUUUUUUUAUCGAACCACCAAUGAUGAACAUCAUCUCACUUUUACUUGUGAAAAUUAUCCAUUCUCUGGAAAUUAUCUCACACAUGUGAUUAUAGAAAAUGGUAAAGGUGGUACUAUGGCUUUAGCAACAUUAAAUGUGCUUUCUGAAUACAACAGUGUUAAAAGUUUAGAAGCGAUUGUUCUUGACAAUACAAGCUCUAACACUGGCGUAAAUAAUGGUUUAGUUGUAAAAUUAGAAAAGCUUUUGAAUCGUAGCAUUCAUUUAGUUGGAUGUUUGCUUCACCAGGGUGAGUUACCUCUUCGUCAUGUUAUAUCUGAAAUAGAUGGACAAACUAAUGAUCCAAAAAAAUACAAAGGUCCUAUUGGUAUACAUAAAUCCCAAAGUGAGCCAACAUGCUUUAGAAAAAAAAGUUUGUUUAGACAGUGGCUUAGUUUACAUGCGUAAAAUUUUUGUUUAUAUUUUAAAGCAAUGACGUAACUUUAAAUGCGUUACUUUCCAAUUCGCUAUGUAAUUUAAUUUUUUUAGCGAGUAUAAAUAAAACAAACUUAAAUGGAAAUAAAACUAGUAUCAAUUGCAUGCAAAGAUCGUUUGCUACUUAUAGAACAUAUAUAAUUUAUUAACUAAAAAAAAAUUA